Messenger RNA from Amphibalanus amphitrite, 2234 nucleotides. Its product is annotated as broad-complex core protein isoforms 1/2/3/4/5-like. Gene Ontology annotation, biological process: regulation of transcription by RNA polymerase II. Gene Ontology annotation, molecular function: DNA binding; protein binding. The record is from RefSeq and is a predicted model, not a curated record. The transcript has 6 exons. Gene Ontology annotation, cellular component: nucleus. Bases 41 to 1072 code for a protein of 343 amino acids. NCBI's taxonomy places the organism in Eukaryota, Metazoa, Arthropoda, Thecostraca, Balanomorpha, Balanidae.
UCUAGGAGAAAAGGAGUUCUAUAGCCUUACAACGUUGAAGAUGAGUGAGCAGCAGGAGUUUUGUCUGCGCUGGAAUGACUUCCACAGUAGCUUCCACCUGUCGCUGGAGGCGCUGCGCGGAGAUGAGUCCUUCACCGACGUGACUUUGUCCUGCUCUGGCCGGCUGAUGCGCGCGCACAGAGUCAUCCUCUCAGCCUGCUCAGUUCACUUCAAGGAGAUCCUUCGGGCCAUCCCGCCGCAGCAGCACCCCGUCAUCGUGCUGCCCACCGUCGACUAUGACGUCAUGCAGGCGAUCCUCGAGUUCAUCUAUCAGGGCCAGGUGAACGUGCGCCAGUCGCAGCUGGGCGCCUUCCUGCAGGUGGCCGAGACGUUCUCCAUCCAGGGACUGGCAGACGACGAGACCAAAAGGAACGCCGCAAAGACGCCGGCCCGCUCGAGGCCGGCCGACUCGGAGCCGCCGGCCCCCAAGCGGCGGCGCGCCGAGCCGGUGCCGGCCCGCUCCCAGUCGCCGCCGGCCGCCGACGCCGCGGCCGUGGCGGUCUCGCCGUCGGCCGAACGGCGCCCCGAGCCGGCCGCCCAGCCGGCCGACAAGACGGUCAACAUCAGCGUCAGCAUCAAGGCCGAGGGCAUGUCGGACACGAUGGUGGGCGAGCUGCUGGAACACUCGCAGUCGGCGCCGAUGCUCGACCCGGACAUGGAGCCGGGCGGCUCGGACGUGGUCGCACAAGCCAUGGCGACGAUGGGACACGAGUCCGGCGACACGUCCGCCAAUGAGCUGUUUGCCGGUUUAAUGGAGAGCUCCCCGCCGCCGCCGCCGCCGCCGCUGCUCGCCUCUCCGCUGUCGCCGUCUGCGUCUCUGCCAUCGCUGGCUGCGUCAGCGCCGCGGCGCAACAGUUCGCUGAUCUGGGCGCACUUUGUGCGCUGGUCGGAUCGCGCUCAGUGCCGCUACUGCGGACGGAUGCUGCAGCGAGGCGCCUCCGCCACCACCAGCUCACUGUGGACGCACCUCAGCCGGAUCCACGGCAUCGAGCGGGGCGGCGCGCCACUGGCCGCUCACCAGCUGCUCAGCUGAGCCGCUCACCAGCUGCUCAGUCUCUCCAUGGAGUGUCUCAGUUAGGAGCGCGCAGUGAUUUAUAUGUGAGCUCCGGUGUGAUAUUUUGGUUUGCUUGUAGUUGCUUAUUUACUUGUCACAAGGGGCUCAUACUCGCCAGGGUGUUUCGUCUAAUGCGUGGUUCACACCAGAUCCGUAAUGACCGUUACGUUCCGUAAUGAAUACGAUGGCGAUUAAUUCGAAUUAUUUUUAAUCAUUGUCACUCAUCGAUUUUAUUGGUUCCUGGCAUGUGUGAAGCCAUAGAAUACAAAGCAAAAAAAAAAUCCACAAAAACUCUUGUUGGGUGGAAGUCUGUAGCCCAGGUUCCACUAUGCGUUUUUCCCGUUGACUUUUGCGAGAUGGCGAGAUUGCGUGGUCAGCUAUAACAGACGUGCGAUUUUGCGUGGUAUGCAUACAAGCUUGGUUGCCAGCCAUGGCAACUGUACAGGUCUCGCGGUUUUAGCGGUAGGUCGCUCGGCGAGCGGGAGGGCAACCAGUUCCGCCUCUGUAUCGGUGACCAUUUGCUCCGCCCAGUUACUCGCGAGCGCAUACUACGGCACAUAGUAAAGUGGGGAGGGGAGGGUUAGAGUGGCAGCCUGCGUAGAGGCUAAAACCAGUUUCUAUCGUCUGGGCCGGCGACACGGCACGCGGUCAGGGGACGGGGAAAGGUUAGAGGUCACUCACAAUAACAACGUUUCCAUGGGCAAUCAUGAUCCGGAUCAGCAAAUUUAAAUCGUAUAAUAUUUCUCGAACUUUUCGUUGCAGGUUAUAAUUCAGAGUGGAUUAGGCUUAUCAGUUAUUCUAUAUUCUUAUUUUCAUAUAUUGGCUAACUAUAAUGGAUUAGCUAAUCCACUUUUGCUGAUUCGGAUCACAGGUGCCCAUGGAAACCGGGCUAAUGUGCAGUACCGCGUCCCGUCCUCUCCGCGUGCUGACCAGCGCACGACCUCGGCCGUUGGCCAAUCGGCAUUGAACGGUCAAGGCCACCCGUAGCCAGCGGGUGGGGUGAGCCGGCAGCGUGCCGAUCCAUAGGUAGUCGUCCAAAGCUUAAAGGGAGUGUGCCACCUUCCAAUGAUUUCCCAUUCUAUUUUUCCUAGGAUAAGAAGCUUCUGUUUUUGCCUAAUAUUGCAAAAAAAAAAAUCAAAAA